CAGACCUUUUACAAAUAUUGAAUCGACGUUUGGUUGUAGUGAUUUUCUAAUUUAAACAUGAGUACGUUGAACAACAGGGCAGCCAGCCACUUCGGUGUCCAGGAGAACCAUGAGUUGGACAGGAGGGACAAACAAGCCUGGGUGAACCCUGCUUACAAUGGAUCCCCUCCUUCUUCUCCCCCGACAGUCAGAGCCAUCUACAACCCCCAGUCUCUCAUGGCAAACCGUUAUGAGAACCUGGGGAAACUGGAGGUCCUCCCGCCUUACCCAACUGAUAUGAAAGUCAUGGAAAGUGCUGGAGAGAAGAAUAAGAAGGAGGAGAAGCCACGAGGAUGUUGCUACUUCAUCGGUAGAGGAAUCUGUGGACUGUGGGGGACCACGAUGACCGAAGACACCGCUGGAAACCGAGAGAAGUACGUGAAGACGUCCCUGAGGGAGCUGGUUGUGUACAUCCUAUUCCUGACGGACAUGUGUCUGCUGACAUAUGGAAUGACGAGUUCAAACACAUACUACUACACCAAGGCGAUGUCUGACCUCUUCCUUGCAACACCCACUUAUAGUGGAGUUGACUUUCAGAGUAUCACCAAUAUGGAACAGUUUUGGGAGUUUGCUCAGGGCCCGUUGCUGGAUGGUCUCUACUGGAGUAAAUGGUACAACGACAAGCCCCUGGAUCUCGGACCUCAGUCUUUUAUAUACUAUGAUAAUAUGCUGCUGGGGGUCCCCCGAAUUCGUCAGUUGAAAGUGCUGAACAACUCCUGUAAGGUUCACAAGAACUUCAGGAAUGAAAUCAAUGGCUGCUAUGACGUGUAUUACGAAGAUAAGGAGGACAUAAACCCGUUUGGCCUCAUCAAUGGAACUGCUUGGAACUACUUUCCUGAAAAGAAACUAAAUGGAUCAUCCUACUGGGGGAUAUUAACAACUUACAGUGGCAGUGGCUACUAUCAAGAUCUGAACAUGACCAAGGAAGAGAGCGCAUACCUGCUGCAGAAUUUAAAGGACAAUCUGUGGUUAGAUCGCGGCACCCGAGCAGUCUUCAUCGACUUCACUGCUUAUAAUGCCAACAUUAACCUUUUCUGUGUAAUCAGGCUUGUGGUAGAAUUCCCUGCAUCUGGUGGAGCAAUACCAUCUUGGCAGAUUCGGACAGUCAAGCUCAUUCGCUACGUCAACAACUGGGAUUACUUCGUCAUUGGCUGUGAAAUUGUGUUUUGUGUCUUCAUCUUGUACUAUAUGGUGGAGGAGAUACUGGAAAUCCGGAUCCAUAAGCUGUCUUAUUUCUCAUGCUUCUGGAACGUUCUGGAUGUCAUAGUAAUCAUGCUGUCCAUCGUAGCCAUCAUAUUCAAUGUGUUUCGCACCCUGAAAGUGAAUGCGCUUUUGGGGAAAUUGCUCAAGAAACCUGAUAUUUAUGCAGAUUUUGAGUUCCUGUCAUUUUGGCAAAUGCAGUACAAUAACCUGAAUGCUCUCAACCUCUUCUUUGCCUUGAUUAAGAUCUUCAAAUACAUCAGUUUCAAUAAGACCAUGGCACAGCUGUCUUCAACCCUGGCCCGCUGUGCAAUGGAUAUCCUGGGCUUUGCCAUCAUGUUCUUUAUUGUGUUCUUUGCCUACGCUCAGCUAGGCUACCUUCUCUUUGGAACUGAGGUGGAGUCCUUCAGUACCUUCGUCAAGUGCAUCUUUACCCAGUUCAGAAUCAUCCUUGGUGACUUUGAUUAUGAUGCUAUUGACAAGGCUAACAGAAUUCUGGGGCCGCUGUACUUUGUCACCUAUGUGUUCUUUGUCUUCUUUGUGCUGCUUAACAUGUUCCUGGCUAUUAUAAAUGACACAUACUCUGAAGUCAAGGCAGAGCUUUCUGGCCAGGAAGAUGAAUUCCAGUUUUCUGAUAUCAUAAAACAGGGCUAUAUGAAGACCAUGAUGAAGUUGAAACUGAAAAAUGAGAAGAUAUCUGAUGUGCAGAAGGCUUUAGGAUCUGGAUCAAAGGAGCUGGAGUAUGAAGAUUUUAAAAACACCCUGAGACAAAUGGGUCACAGUGAUCAUGAGAUCUCUGAAGCCUUUACUAGGUUUGACCAUGAUGGAAAUCUUAUCUUGGAUAAAGAAGAGCAGAACAGAAUGAUAAGUGAGCUGGAGGAGAAGAAGAUUUCCCUGAAUGCAGAGAUAGAAAACCUUGGAAAAGACUACAGCAACAACACACUUGGCAAACCAAUGAAGAAUAGUAACAGUAAUGGCGUAUCACAGGCAGAGUUUCAGAUGCUGGUGCAACGAGUUGUUCAUUUGGAGCAGUCUAUUGGCAGCAUUGUGUCUAAGAUCGACGCAGUGGCAAUGAAACUGGACACACUUGAUGAAAGUAAAGAUCAGAUGGGCAGGCUGUGGAAUAUCAAUGAGGGUGGGAAGCCUUUUCAAGGUUAGUGCUUGGUAAGAGAGAUGGACGACUUGGAGGGUCCUACGUUCGAAGCCAAGAACAGCUGGCUUUCCAACACAGGAUGACACAACACCAAUCAACACACAUUUCUAGAGAAAGAGUCACAAACCCCUUCUGGCCUGCUGUACACUCCCAGAGAGAGACAGAAAGAAAAAUACAUACAACAGAUAUAUUUGAAUCGGUCUCCCUUAAAAACGGUACUGAAAAGGUAUUUCUGCCAUUCUGAUACGACAUUCACUUCAAAAACUCCACUGUGGCUGUACACAUUUGUUACAUUAAUGUUGUAAAUGUGUUUAUACCCUACUUGGUUAUCUUCCCAGUCUCAAAACUGCAAGAAAAUUAUGCUAUAAUGAAUGUUGUAUCAGUGUAGUUCAGGACAUCAGGACAUUGUGACUACCCCCUACUCACACACACCUAAUAUUGGGUUAGUCUGCCUUUUGCCACAAUGACAGCCUGGAGUUGUUCACAGCACAGUACAAUCAUUAAAAAACUGUCCUAAAAACUGUUUAAAAUAUAAUAUGAAAAAAAUUCAAUUUCCAAAAAUGUACUUUAAAACAUAUAUAGUACAGUAUAGUCCUGUUUAAAACUACGGUCAAUCCAUGUUGUUCCUGUGUGGAUAGCAGUUGUAUGAUUUUGCAUUGUGCCUUGUUGGUUUUAGUUUCAGUGACACAGUGCUCAGAAGGCUGUACUAUGGCAGACUACAGUGAAUUAUAUUUUAAUGUACAGCUAUGGCCGAAAGGUUUGCAUCACCUACAAUUUUACAAUUGAGACAUACUGCAAAUUUUAAUAAACUAUAUGAACACAAUUUAGAUAUUUUAUUAAACAUCAUGCAAUCAAAGAAACUACAAAAUUAUAAAGCAAAAGUCUACCGGAAGCCAUAAUAGUAGUUCAGUAUUUCAUGUUAGAUUUCUAAAUGUCACAUUUUUCCAUUUUUGUCAGUUAUUUAUGUAUAUGGAAAACUUCAAAGCCUAUGUGAUUCAAUACGUUAACCUAACAUUAUUUAGCAUGUUUCAUUCAACUUUGUGAAGCCAAAUUAGUUCAUUCUAUAGGCUGAUGCAAAACUUUUGGCAAUAGCUGUAAACUGGAACAUUAUUGUGGGACACCUUUAAUGUUAACCCUGUAGAAUGAAACAGAGCUUACAACUUCAAAAUACCUAAAUGUAUAUUGGUGUAUUGUAAGAUUUGACUUUAAAACAAAAUAGACAUGUAUUUAUUCAAACGUAUUUAUUAUUGUAAUAAAUAAUGUAACAUGUACUGCAUGUGAGUGUGUUAGAUGAUGUGGAGGAGACUGGACUUGUCUGUAGUGUGUAAUGUUGACAAACUUCUUCUGGAAGUUUCCACAGUGAAAUUCAUUUUGUGACCCAUUUUUUAUGUAAUGAUAGGAACUGUAUCUUGUGUGUCUUUACUGUGUAGAAGGACAACUAUAUAUUUAAAUGACAUUGUGUAAUGAAAUGUGGGCCCUAUACUCAAAGCUAUUGUAGUUAUUUAAAUUGCAAAUAAAGUAUCUGACAUGUG
Molecule: messenger RNA, 3924 nt
Organism: Acipenser ruthenus (sterlet)
Lineage: Eukaryota; Metazoa; Chordata; Actinopteri; Acipenseriformes; Acipenseridae
Product: polycystin-2-like protein 1
Exons: 15
Coding region: 58-2397 (779 amino acids)
Biological process (GO): detection of mechanical stimulus; potassium ion transmembrane transport
Cellular component (GO): membrane
Molecular function (GO): calcium ion binding; muscle alpha-actinin binding; calcium channel activity
Source: RefSeq, a predicted model, not a curated record